Messenger RNA from Dovyalis caffra, 570 nucleotides. The record is from the annotation of a GenBank genome assembly. NCBI's taxonomy places the organism in Eukaryota, Viridiplantae, Streptophyta, Magnoliopsida, Malpighiales, Salicaceae.
AUGUCAGACGUGGCGGCGACGCCGCAGCAGCAUCAAGUCCCAAAUGACAACAACGUAAGAGAUUUGCUCACAAUGGCUCGCCAACUCAUCAAUCAAGGCAAACCUUCUCAAGCUCUCCAAGCGAUGUAUGCACCCACACGGUGGGCUCACACAUCACAGUUCAAACAUGAACUUGUGCUUACCGAGUGCUUGGGGCAGGUGGUAUCGGCAAUGAGAACCAAUGGUGGGGAUCAAGCUGUAUUUCAAUCCUUGCACCGUGCUCGUCAGCUGUAUUUGAACAGACUGCAAGAGAACACUGCUGUUGAUCAACUGGCCUCUUUGUUUGCUGAAUGUGCAAUUGCUGAAGCCCAGCCUUUAGAACCUGAACAAAUACCAUUUAAUGUAGCUGGCGAAUCCGCUUCAGCUGUACCUGAUGUUCAUGUAAACUCCAUACUCGCAGAAACUGGCAGGACGCAAAUCGUGUUGGAUGCAUUCUCAGAUGGGAGCAGUUUCAUCUGCCUACAAUGUGGUGGCCUUGUAAGUAAUCAUCGCAAGGAUGAGCACUAUGCAUACUGGUGUGGCAAACUCUGA